Messenger RNA from Halteromyces radiatus, 998 nucleotides. RefSeq names its product Sucrase/ferredoxin-like-domain-containing protein. The record is from RefSeq and is a predicted model, not a curated record. The transcript has a single exon. NCBI's taxonomy places the organism in Eukaryota, Fungi, Mucoromycota, Mucoromycetes, Mucorales, Cunninghamellaceae. Bases 23 to 991 code for a protein of 322 amino acids.
CUCUUCUAUUUAUUCCUCACAUAUGUUUUCUAAGAUACGAUCUUCAACUUUAAGAUCUAGUCUUAUUCGUUAUCAUUUUCUGUCGACUACUAGCUCUCGAAACAACAAGAUACCAUUUGAUACCCAGGUGUUCCCUUUCAGUCGUUUUGAACCAUGUUGUCCUGUUAGCGAUGUUGCCCCUGCGACCAAUGGGUUUGUACCAUGCCAAAAACAUCCUCUUCCUAAUGUACUUGGACGUAAGAUUGAUAUGACUAUGCCUAUGACAGGACGAUCAGAUACCGAACGACAUGUGGUCAUGUGUGUAGGACCUAAUGGACGAGAAUGGGAACGAGCCAAGGUAGAAACGGUGGUGGAUGGACCUGUCUAUGCAAGCAAUCAACUUUAUAAUGAAUACCUUCGAAGUCCUGCUCACCGAAAUAAUGAUAUUAUAACGGAAAAAGAUACUUUGAUGACUGUAUGCGAUCGUAUACCAACUUCAAACAACAACAACAACAAUUGUGAUGUCAUGGUAUUUCCUGAAUUUGUUUUUUAUCCAUCCUUGGAUCCUGCUCAACUAGCAACAUCUGAUGUAGCCAAGGUACUUCAAACAAUUUGGCAUAAUCCUUCCCAUCCAACUCUACCGGUGGUGGCUGGUCAACAACCCAUCAAGGAUGAAAAUGGUGAUCCUGUGGAUACUGUGGUCUUGGUAUGUACUCAUGAAAGACGUGAUAUGCGAUGUGGUAAAAUUGGACCUCUGAUUAUGGAUGCAUUUAAGAAAUCAAUUCAAAAACGACAUCAUUCAUCUAGGAGGAUCUUGAUCUAUGGAACAAGUCAUUUUGGUGGACACAAAUUUGCUGGCAAUGUGAUCAUUCAUCAGAAAGGAUUGGGUGGACAUAUGUAUGGGAACGUCAGGGAUUGUAUGGUAGAUGAUAUUGUGGAUCGUCAUAUUUUCAAUGGAAAAGUCAUCAAGGAACUUUGGCGUGGUCAAGUCACUCCUCCUACAUUAUCCUAGAAGGUCC